This is a messenger RNA of Tuber melanosporum (Perigord truffle), 1213 nucleotides long. RefSeq lists its product as uncharacterized. The record is from RefSeq and is a predicted model, not a curated record. The transcript has 5 exons. Lineage: Eukaryota; Fungi; Ascomycota; Pezizomycetes; Pezizales; Tuberaceae. Bases 608 to 1213 code for a protein of 201 amino acids.
UGAAUCCCGCACUGAUCCACCUAUGCAGUAGUGUAAGAGAGCCAGCACGAGCUCGACGCCUCCGCUAAGUCUCCACCUCUCUGUACGGGAUCUGAUUCUACAGUAUUAUGCCUCGGGAUACCAAUAUUGCUGCAAGUCGGGCAUUCCGUGGCUCUUGGUGGCCCGCCAUCUGCCUAGGACGUUUACCUGUGGACUCGGGGGGGAGCCGCGACACAUCUGGGCCGAGGAUCUGGGUGCGCAUUGAAAAUUGGCGUUGAAGGGCUCGGGUAGCUGCGACAUUUGGGAUAUGUCGAAAUUGAGUUUAGUCUUAUCGGAGGAGACUGCAAUAGCGAGACACAUCACGAUGAUAAUACUGAUACACAACCUCCCCGAGCCCGACAGCUCCAUUCAUCGCAUACAAUCUCUAUGCGUAUACGCGAAAUCCGGUUGAUUAUCGAAGAUACCUCGAGUUCCCUUAAUGUUCUGUUGAUACCCGUGAAACUAAGGAAAACCUCGUAAAGGUUGCAUCUUUUCGACAGGCCAUUCCGCGACCCUCAAAACCAUCGUCAACCAGAACGUUCCAAAGAGGCGAGAGCCAAUUUGUACAACUGCAAGUUUAUACCUGACCAUGUUCCGCUUCAUCAACUCUCAAGUGUUCAAGCCUACCAGAAUCCAGUUCCACCGCCCCCGUACUGGAGUCGACCAAGUCUGGAGGAGCAUCAGUACUACCCCGAAACGGAGCGCCCGUGGUCGGGGGCGAGCACAAACUCCCGGCAGGUCAAGUGCUGAUCGUACAGGAACUCAAUCCCGGAAGACCACACACCAGGACACCGACGACAAACAAGGAUGCUCUGGGGGGUCAGGAAAUAAUGGCUCUGGCCCAAACGGCAACCCCCCGCAACCGAAACCCGAAGAAGAAAAUGAGGGUGAGACUUCGAAGGCAGAUGCCGAAGAUAUAAAAUCUCGCUUGCAUCGUCUGGAAACUAGGAUUGGUGAACUCAGCCAGGCGAUUACCAAGUGUGAUAGGAAGGUCGACACCAAGUGUAGGAAUAUCACCAAGAAGAUGGAAACAGAUCGCGAAGUCGCCCGGGAUUUGACCGUCCGCCUCCGCGAUUUCCUCGUAUGCCUCUUGUCCAGCCACCGUUCUGGUCCACCCGCGGGAGGAGCUACGAAGAGAAAGUCCCCUCCCACCACUGUCAGUAGCUCUUCAACCACUGGGGAUAGCAAGCACUAG